CGAAUCCUCGCACGCAUGUCGUAGAUACACAGCAACGGAACCUGCCGGUUUUCGCGGAUGCCCACGAGCAGUAUCAACCCCAUGCUCCCGCCCGCACCACCAAGAGCUGUACCCACCGCCUGUAUUGGUGAGACUCUCCCUCCUCCCUGUAUCACCGCGACCACGGUUCCGCCUCCUGUCACCAUCAGUACACAAGGACAAGCUCAGCUGAGCUGUGGGCGCAGGACUGUCGGAGCGACUCCGAGCUCUUUAUGUAUGGACUUUGAAGCCCCGAUAACGUACCCCGUAAACGUCCCUUCCGAAGGCGAAGAAAGCUCGAGCAUCUCGUACAUGCAACGCGGGCAGGGCUGCACCUAUGUACUUGGGUUCUUCCCAACUGAGGCGGACGCAGAUGCGACUCGAUCUGUUCAAAAGUCAUGGCAUGAUAUAAAUAUGGAGUUCGAAUGGGGCAAUUGGCGAACUAGGGAGGGCUUGCAGCAGUCCCACUUCUUACUAGCCCUCACAGGCCGUUGAAGGAUUUCCCGAGCUCGCCUAGUCGCAGAUCAAAUCAUCGAUACCAGCUUUUCUCCGCUGGGCGAAGAUGGAAUUGAUAAUAAUGCGCCGAUAACGACAUUUCGGAGGUGAAUCGCUUCAUAAAGCUCUCUUUCUAUGGAGUGUACACGGUAGAUUCCGUUUACGGAGGCAAAUAGGCAAUUUGGAUUUGAAAUCCGUUCCUUCUUAUCAUGAAUAUCUAUUUUAUGGUGGAC
This is a messenger RNA of Mytilinidion resinicola, 746 nucleotides long. RefSeq lists its product as uncharacterized. Lineage: Eukaryota; Fungi; Ascomycota; Dothideomycetes; Mytilinidiales; Mytilinidiaceae. The record is from RefSeq and is a predicted model, not a curated record. Bases 58 to 513 code for a protein of 151 amino acids. The transcript has a single exon.